AUGAAGGCCGGUAUCUGGACAGCGCAACUGAUUUACAGUGAUCCACCUUCACACAUUGAAGCUGGGAGUGACGAUGAGGUAGCAUACGUCGCAUUCUCACAAACAGUCAAACAGGUGAGGAAAUGUCGCACAUCGUGUUCGAACUUUAACAUUGAAGCUCUGCAUAAACAGUCCCAACUGUACCAGAUUGAGUCGAAUAAGCUUGGAAAGAUAAAGAGAUUGAUGCUGUGA
Messenger RNA from Opisthorchis viverrini, 231 nucleotides. RefSeq lists its product as hypothetical. NCBI's taxonomy places the organism in Eukaryota, Metazoa, Platyhelminthes, Trematoda, Opisthorchiida, Opisthorchiidae. The transcript has a single exon. The coding region runs from base 1 to 231 and encodes 76 amino acids. The record is from RefSeq and is a predicted model, not a curated record.